CCUUAUUUCCCCCAACAUGUGUAUCACCUGCCACGACAUUACUCCCAUCAUGUCCCCCCACCUUCGCGUCCUUCUGUUAAACCACCCAGUCAGCCUCAGGAUACCAGUGGACUUGUUGCAAUUGCAGAGGAUGCCAGGGAAGGUCUGCCCCCAAGCCCCAUUGAACACACUAUGCAUUUAAAGUCGCUGCCUUACAAAUUGAAGCAGAUAUGUCCUGCGGCGCUGCUCAGCUCUUUGAGCACGGAUGCAGUGUGCGAGCGUCUCAGGCAGAUUGAUGGAAUUGACCCGAACAUGUUGCUUCAGUACGCAGCCAAGAUCAAAAAGGCGAAUGUAAAUGGCCGAGUUCUUACUCACUGCAACUUAGACGAGUUGAAGCGAGAGAUGGAGAUGAACUUUGGUGACUGGCAGCUCUUCAGAGGAAUGGUGGUGGAACAGCGACACGCUGAAAACCAGGCAGCGCUUCAGGUCGAGUCCCGAGCCGCCAGCGAGCAAGGCAGCAGCGCUGUGCACGGGGAGCCCAGCAGACGCCAGGUAGCCCAGCACGAAACGGGACCCUUCAGCCUGAACCUGAGCUUCGAGGAACUCAGCGGAGCUGGACUGGAAGAGCCUCCGAGACGCAGCAACAACUCACACUGGCCGGUGAUAAAUCAUCACACUUCAAGCAUGUCCAGCCUCAACUCCCAGGAAUCCUCCAACGACAUCUGUAAACUGACAGACAAGCAGCAGGCGGAGUARCGCGACGCCUACAGGGAGUACAUCUCUCAGAUGGCCCAGCUGGACAUGUCCGGCGGUGGGGGGGAGAGGCCCGUGCAGCCCCAUCCCGGACAGUUCCUCCAGGCCUCCAGCUCAGAGGACAAAGGGGCUAAAGAAGGAACAGACCAAGACAGCCGCAAAGCAUUCAAUAAGAGACCCUCGAAGAGCAGCGAUGCCACAGAUUUUGCCCCGGGCGCCGACGCUCAGCUCCUAGACCCCAUCAGUGAGGAGGAUGAGAAGCUGGACCACAGCUUGUCCUCGAGGACCUCAGGCUUCAGGAAGAAAGGAGUUGGACCGUUCUACCAGAAGCUAUCCAAUGAAGAAGACUGGGGCCUGGAAGAGGCUGACAACACCACACCGCUCCUCCACAAAGAGGCAAGAGCCAGUCUUCUGUCUUCACACCGAGUCUCACAGCCUGCUGGGCUGUCGAGCAAGCCUGGCCUCCUCUCAGACAUCCUCCUGGAUAAGGAGGACUCUUCGGACUUGGGGAUGCGCUCCAAUGAUCCGUCCAUGGAGGAGUCAGGACAGGCCUCAGAGAGACCGCGAGAAACACUGAAGCCCAGUUUGAUUGAACUGGAGCUGGAGGGACUGGUGAAGAAGAGGGGCGCCCUCCCGAGCAGACUGAGCGACCUGCAGGAGGCCGCYGUGGCCCGCAUGUCCAUCUGCUCCGACGCGCCGUCUGAAGCCAGCCUGAUGGCCAGCAGCCCAGAUGAGGGCUGGCCCUGCGACGAGGUCAGCAACCUGAACCGCACCGCCAGCGACACCGCCCUCAACAACAACACAAGCAGCCCCGACAACACAAACACUAACAACAGCUACCAGCAAGGUAACAUCACAGCCACCGAGUCCACCACCUCCUCCGCCAGCAUCAUCGUCUCGCCAGCUGUCAUCAUCACCCCCGGCAGCAGCGCCGCCAACACCCUCCACCACAACCAGAACCUGCGCACCUUCAGCCUGGGAGACGAGAGGGAGAGCGUCCUCUGAGACAUCCUACCUGUGUGUGUGUGUUUAUCCUGUGCACAAGCUUGCAGUUGACGUUGUAGGUAUUUCGUGACGUGUUCCAAACAAUAAGAGUUCAUACUCGUUGUUAGGAAGAAAAAAAUAAAUAAAACAAAAUGUAAAGCUUUAAAUAUUUGAAUUUUUAUCGUCACCAAAAAUCUGUCUUGUCAAACAAAGACUUUGUAGCUUUACACUAACUUAGACGUGUGUUUAGAAUGAGCUGUGUGUUGUGUGGACAUUGUGUGUAUAUUGAACGGUAACUGUUCUGAGUAGAACUGUUUUAGUAAAAGUUAGCAACUAGGUUAAAAAAAAGUUCAGUGUUAUUCAAGCCAUUUGCCUCCAAACUGUGGUGCUGUUUGUCAUAAAACAUUUGAAAUAAAUUGCUGUUUAGGGUUUCUGUAUUAGCAAACAAGUGGAUGAAAUAAACUGAGUGGGAUUCGUCGUUGCUGUAUGUUUUUUGGGAAUCAAUAAAAAAWUCACUUCAUAAAAUCA
Molecule: messenger RNA, 2244 nt
Organism: Austrofundulus limnaeus
Lineage: Eukaryota; Metazoa; Chordata; Actinopteri; Cyprinodontiformes; Rivulidae
Gene: kidins220a
Product: kinase D-interacting substrate 220a
Molecular function (GO): protein kinase regulator activity; PDZ domain binding
Source: RefSeq, a predicted model, not a curated record